This is a messenger RNA of Lithohypha guttulata, 2457 nucleotides long. RefSeq lists its product as uncharacterized. Gene Ontology annotation, biological process: peroxisome inheritance. The record is from RefSeq and is a predicted model, not a curated record. The transcript has a single exon. NCBI's taxonomy places the organism in Eukaryota, Fungi, Ascomycota, Eurotiomycetes, Chaetothyriales, Trichomeriaceae. Gene Ontology annotation, cellular component: extrinsic component of intraperoxisomal membrane. The coding region runs from base 1 to 2457 and encodes 818 amino acids.
AUGGCAUCGUCACCCAUCACUGGCGAAAGGCCGUCGAGCUUUCGCAGGUCUUCCUCUCAAUUCGCUUCACUGCCCCAGCGUAGUCUUUCCUUUCAUGAGAGAGCAGCUCUUUCCAAGGAGGAUGCCGACGCCAAUGUCCUAUACUCCCACCCCAACGUUCGGAUUUACCUCUUCCAGCCGCCCACCAAUGCUCUGGAAUCACUCGACAAGACGAAGAAGUCCCACACAGAUGCAGAUUAUCCUAUAGACGCGAUUGAGAUCUUACCAUGGCGGUCGCGAACCGAGACCCUGUCCGCUAAAGGAAAACUCAUUAUCGAGAAGGUGCAGGGCUCGGUCCACUUCAUGAAGGCCGGCGCCAGUUUCAUACAUACGAUUAUGAGAAAUUCUCAGUGUUGGUGUGUAGAUGGGGAGUCGAAAUUUGUCAUGCGAGUCGGAAAGCUGCGCUAUCAACGAAUCGAGUUUCCGAGUACAGAACCCGAGGACAAGGAGAAAGUCAGUGAAUUCAAAGAGGUCAUAGCCAAGAUUUUGAAGUUCGAGAACACGCCUUGCCCUUUCAUCAGAGCUUUUAAGGUCGAUCUACCCGAAGACGCCAUUACACCAAAGAGGAGAGGAACGUGGAAGAGAAAGGAAGUUAUAACUCCCAACACUCCCGUCGUGGACUCGCCGCUAGGACCAAGGAAGAAUACUAGAACCAUGAGUAUGAGAGCUAUGCCACCUAGUUCUUUCCCUUCCAGAUCUAUGGAUGCUAUUGACAUGGAGAGGCCCCGUACUGCAAGCACACCUAUAUCGUCUGCUCGCUAUAGCUUUCCAGAUGUACGUACCGAGUCGCCCGUCAACUACGCUUCGGGUGAAGACAACACCGACUCUGAGCGUCAUGAUAGUGAGUCGGACAGACAGGAAAGCAGUCAGCACUCGGAAGUUGAAGAUAGCGACCGAGAAAGUCAUACCGCACCCAUAAUUAGGUCACCUCUGAAACACGUUGAAACAAUAGCUCUUCGUGAAGGCAAUGUGCCGUCCGAUACUGAACAACUCAAACAGAGACCUACAGCCGCAGGACUACGGCGUUCAUCUAGGGUCGAGGACCAGAUCAGGCUGUUUGAACGAUUCAAGCCGAAGCACGACACGCAGUCGAGAUCAAGUCCAGAGAGCCAAUCUCUACCAUACUUUGGCACAGAAGACCAGCCCACAAUAGAUUCGACAAUCGGAAAUGCAGUGACUGACUCAAAGUCAGAGCCAGAGCAGCAACAAUCGUCAAGUAGUGAUCAUGUUGAGCUCAGUGAGCCCCUGCCCGAGGAUAAUCGUGAGCCUCAACCACAAGAAAUUUUUGCAACAAGCGUCACUAUCGAUCAGGAGCUUGUUACCCACGGAAACUCCGACCUUGAUACUACUACAGCUUCAAACGGCACCAACGUUACUCAAUCGAUAUCUCCUGCGAAUGAAACCCAGGUUCCGGUCAAGACAAUCCGAGCAUCAGAUCUCGUGGCACUGGAACAAGAGAAUGGUUUCAUAGACUCUGGAUCUCCGCAUGAGCCCGUAAUUGUUGCUACUUCAACGACUUCCUCGGAGCCACCUGAGAGCAAAGAUAACCUGAGUGUCGAGAAGGAUGAGCGAUUAACAUCCGACCUUUCAGAGAUCUUUGAUCGUCUACAAAGAACGCAGACCAACGACGAUGUUGAAAGUAUAGUAUCUACAGACUCAUUUCAUACACUGCAAUCUGACCAGGAUACCGAAGGAAGCAACAAUUUCGAUCCCCGGACUUUAAACACCAGAUCAUUUCAGCAUCGACGUGAGCUGUCAGAAGCGACAGUCACAGCAGCUUCGGUUGAGUACGACUGUGCGCACGACACUGACACUAUAAACGACUACAUCCACCACAAUCCAUCCACUUCCCAAACCACCCACACCCAACUCGCAGUCCCAGACACCCUCCUCACCAACAACAACGACACCCGAUCCGAACUCCGCCAACGCCUCACCCGCCGCCGCUCCCUCUCCCCCCUUCCCCCAGCGUCCAUCCUCCGCCCCCCAUCCCCCUCUCCCACCACCUCCCCAAUCCCCACCAUCCUCCUCCAAAAAGCCGCAACCCUAGCCGUCGUAAAACCAAUCGAAGUCGUCAUCUUCGUCGUCCAGAUCCUCGCACGCAUCGCAGGAGGCGCCACCAUGAACGAUCUCGUCAGCGGACACCUGUUUAGACGGCCUGGCGGUUCUAGGCGGACCGCGAGUGGGACAUUUGAACAAGCUAUACAGUCUCGUGGGAGGGGCUUUUAUAGAGGAGAGGAUAGUGAUGGUGAAGAGGAGGAGGAUGUGGAUGAUUAUGGGCAUCCUGUUGUGAAGAGUCGACGGCAGAGUAGGACGAGGUCGGCGAGGGGUGAGAAGAGUACGACGACAUUUUCGGUACCUGGGUCGAUUGUUGAGGGAGAUGAUGAUGAUGUUGUUUCACAGGAUAGUAUUGAUUGA